AUGUCGUCUGGCUUCCAUUCACAGCACAUAAAUAUGAACAGUUGUAUACCAAUUGGAAAGAACUACAUUAAUGGCUUCCAUGUUGGCAAAGUGAGUGCCAAUAGUCCUUAUGUGGUCUUCAUGUUGCAAGCCACUGUGUUCUUCGUCAUCUCCCGAUCCAUCCACUAUCUUCUCAAACCUUUGAAACAACCCAAAAUCAUCACCGAUAUCUUGGCUGCAAUUUUAUUAGGACCCUCUUUUCUAGGCUGUAACCGAACACUCUAUGACGCAUUAUUUCCACACGUUGAGUUGACGAAUGUGAAUACAGAAGCCCUGCUUGGCGGAAUAUAUUUCAUGUUCAUAGAGGCAGUGAAAUUGGAUACAGAUACGAUCCUAAGAACGGCUAAAUACGCUUGGAAUAUCAGCAUCACAUGCAUCUUGUUUACUUUCGUUGUCACAUAUUGCCUCACUAGUCUUCUGCGUGAUUACUUUCCAGGAGUCACUAAACAAAUCAUGUUCAUCAAUUUAUGUAUUAUUUUAUCUCUCACUUUCUUCCCUGUUGUUACCAAUGCCCUUGCUGAACUCAAACUAUUGAAUUCUGAGUUGGGGCGACUUGCCAUUUCUUGUGCUGUGCUAAAUGAGAUGGCUACAUGGGUUUUUUUAGCAAUGUCAAUGAUGUGGACUGGAACCAUUAAGCAGAAAAUACAAAGCGAGGUUAGUUUGGGUGCAUUACUAUUAAUCGCCUUCUUCGUUAUACGGCCAGCAAUCGGGUUUAUUAGUAGGAGCAUACCGGAAGGAAAACCAGUGAAGGAAGUAUACAUUGUAGGAUUUCUGAUUCUUCCUUUAGUCAUGGGACUUCUUACUGAAAUUAAUGGGAUGACUCCUUUGCCGGGAGCUCUAUUGGUUGGGUUAUUGAUACCUCCAGGACCUCCUCUGGGUUCAGCUAUAGUUGAGAAAUGUGAAAACAUUAACAACAACAUUCUUAUUCCUUUUUUUUAUAUGAGCGUCGGUCAACUUACAAAUAUAUACUCCAUAACCGAUUGGAAAGUAUUUGCAUCGAUGUUUAUGAUCUUGAUUGGGACCUUUUCAGCGAAGAUGCUAGCAAGUUUGUUCUCCUUGCUGUACUUCAAAACAUGUGUUCGACAUGCUAUCUUACUCAGCCUCAUCUUGAACCUCAGGGGGAUUAAUGAGUUGUUAUUGGCUUUAAGAUGGAGAAGAAGAGAGUUAAUAGAUGAAGCCACUUAUACCUCAUUGAUAUUGAGCAACACGAUUUUGAUUUCAAUAGUAACGCCUUUGAUAGAAAUUUAUUACAAACCUCAGGAGACGCUCGAGACAUCGGAUGAAUAUAAACCUCUGGCGGAAGCACUACAAGCGAUGCCAGAGAACGUUGAACUGCGAGUCCUUUGCGGCGUUCACGAUGAAGGUAACGUCCACAGCAUUAUCACUCUGCUAAAAUCAUUAAACCCGGUUGAGGGGAGUCCUAUAACUGCAUACGUACUCCACCUUCAAGAGCUUGUUGGACGAGCAGCACCACAUUUUGCUCCUUACAAGAGUCAAAGGAAAAAAUUAUUAAAAAAUUCCACUGAUAGGAUUAUCAAUGCCAUAUCAAACAACUUUAAAGGCUCUUCUUAUGUAGUCAACCUUGAGACCUACGCAAUGAUCUGUCCUUACAACGUUAUGCACCAAAGCAUCUGCAGCAUAGCUCGCGAAAAGAAAAUCCCUUUGAUUCUACUUCCCUUCCACAGAAGUGUAGAAGUUGAAGAAAAAACACUGAGGAUGCGCAGUUUAACCAAGACAAUGGAGCAACAUUCACCGUGCACGGUUGGGAUUUUCGUUGAUAGAGGCUUGCCUUUUCAGUUGAACACAACACGGUCGUUUUUCCAUGUUGCUUGUUUCUUCUUAUGCGGACCAGAUGACCGAGAGGCAGUGGCAUUAGUUUCACGCAUGUCUGACCACCCUUCCGUGAGAAUUACGCUGUUUAGGAUUAUCUUUAAACCAGAUCAUGAAAAGGCGGAAAAUCAUAAUGAGAGGAUGCAUGAUGAUUCUGUCCUGAGUGACUUUUUGUCAAAGAAUGCUAACAAUAAUAGUGUAGUACUGAAUAAAGUUUUGGCAUACGACACAAUGGAAGUAAUAGACGCAAUUCGUGCUGCAGAAUUCGAUUAUGACCUGGUGGUGGUAGGAAAGCAGCGAGUUAUGGGGUCACAAUUGGAUCAAGAAAUGACGCCGUGGGUUGAACACAAGGAGCUUGGUAUUAUUGGUGAUAUGCUUGUUUCUAAAGAUUUUUGUGGGGGAAUGAUGUUUGUUUUGGUGAUACAACAUUCAAUUAACGUUAUGGAUAGGAAUAAGAGCAAAAUCUCAUCUUUUUACUCGGAUAAAGAUGAUAGAGAUAUUAAUGACCAAGGCAUUGAGCUCAUCUUGUUCUUCUUUCUCUCUCGACUGCUCUACUUUCUUCUCAAACCCUUGCACCAAUCUGUUAUUGUCUGCAACGCCUUGGCUGGAAUUCUCUUAGGUCCCUCUGCUCUAGGUCACAAUAAGGCAAUCCUGGAAAAACUAUUUCCUGAAAGUGAGAUGGGGGUGGUGAAUACAUUCGGUGUAAUUGGUGGAUUAUAUUACAUAUUCUUGGAGACAGUGAAAAUUGAUAAGGAAAGAAUCAUAAGAACGGCUGAAUACGCUUGGAAUGUUAGUCAUGUCAUUACUGAAUUCAAACUCUUAAACACUGAAUUAGGCCAACUUACCAUAUCUUGUUCCAUUCUCAAUGAGAUUGCUGCAUAUUUUAUUAUAGCACUGUCACUGUGUUCAACUGGAACCAUAAAGGAUAAAAUCGAAAGCACGGCUUGCUUUUGUGCAGUGUUAUGCAUCGCCGUCUUUUCAAUACGGCCAUUAAUACUGUGGAUUAUCAAGAAUGUCCCAGAAGAAAAACCAGUCGAUGAAAUUGUCAUUGUUGGACUAUUAAUUCUCCCAUUUGCCUAUGGAUUUCUGAGUGACAUGCUAGGGAUGACCUUUUGGCUGGGAGUUAUAUUAGUUGGAUUAGUGAUACCACCUGGGCUUCCUUUAGGUUCAGCUCUAGUAGAGAGAUUUGAAAAUAUCAACUCCAGCAUUUUUUUACCUUUCUUAUAUCUGAGUCUUGGCCAACUUACCAAUAUAUGCUCCAUAAGAGAUGGCAAAGGAUUUAGAGCAAUAUUUUUUAUCUUACUUGCGCCCGUUUUGGGGAAGAUGUUGGGAAGUUUGUUCUCCUUGUUUUACUUCAAAACAAGUAUCCGAAAUGCUGUCUUGCUCAGCCUCCUCUUAAACUUCAGGGGUGUACUCGACUUCACAAUGGCCCAGCGUUUUAGAAGAAAUGAGCUAAUGGAUGAAGCCACUUAUACCGCAUUCAUAUUGACCAACAUUUUUGUGGCCACAACUAUAGGGCCUUUGAUAAACAUUUUUUACAAACCUCAGAUGAAUCUUGAGGAGCGUGCUUUAUGUGAGCCCCGCAUGAUAACGCUGCAAGCGAUGCCGGUAAAUGCUGAAUUGCGCGUCCUUUGCGGUGUUCAUUGCGAAGAAAAUGUGCCCGGCAUCAUCACUUUGCUAAAAGCAUUCACUACUCCAACUGAAACAAGCCAAAUACGUGCUCACAUAGUCCACCUUCAAGAGCUUGUAGGUCGAAGAACACCACUUUUAGCAGCUUACAAUCACCGAAAGAGAAGAAUAUUAUUUCCUAAUUCCACUGAUCGGAUUAUGCGUAAGGUGUCAAACAACAUCGAAACCUGUGCCGUCUCUCUUUUUGCCUACACAAUUAUUGCUCCAUACAAGAUCAUGCAUCAAACCAUUUGCAGUCUCGUUCAAGAUCAAAGUAUUCCUCUCAUUCUACUUCCCUUUAGUAAAAAUCAGCUACUCCAUGGAAGAAUGAGGAAUUUCAACAAUUUAAACAAUAAUAUCCAAGGAUAUUCACCAUCCACAGUUGGGAUUUUUGUAGAUAGGGGAUUGACUGAUCAUUUGAAAUCCAAACAGACACAUUACCACGUUGGUGCCUUCUUCUUAGGCGGACCUGACGACCGAGAAGCAAUGGCAUUGGUUUCACGCAUGUCUGAAAAACCUAAUUUCAGAAUUACAUUGCAUAGAAUCAUCUUUAAAAUGGAUUAUGAAAAAGAAGAAAAUCAAAGCGAGAAAAAUCUUGAUGACAGUGUCAUUCAGAGAUUUUUGUCCAAGAAUAAAAAUAAUGCAGGUGUUAGAUUUGAUGAGACUGACGUGGAUAGCACUGCUCGAGCAAUCGAUUUAAUGAGGUCUAUACAGAAAGAUUAUGACCUUGUAAUUGUAGGAAAGAGGCGAAUCGAAGGGUCACAGUUGAAGCAAGAUAUGAAGCCAUGGCUUGAAUACGAAGAGCUUGGUGAGAUGGGUGAUUUUCUUGCAUCUAAAGAUUUUUGUCAAGGCACAAUGUUUGUUUUGGUGAUACAUUGUGUUGGAAUUUCACGUACAAUUGUUGCUUCUCCUGUUAAAGUAAAGGGUAAUACUGAUGAAGUUAGAAUUGACGUCGGGAGAAUUACAACUGUAUCAUAG
Molecule: messenger RNA, 4515 nt
Organism: Pistacia vera
Lineage: Eukaryota; Viridiplantae; Streptophyta; Magnoliopsida; Sapindales; Anacardiaceae
Exons: 6
Coding region: 1-4515 (1504 amino acids)
Biological process (GO): regulation of pH; proton transmembrane transport
Cellular component (GO): membrane; endomembrane system
Molecular function (GO): antiporter activity
Source: RefSeq, a predicted model, not a curated record